Molecule: messenger RNA, 1266 nt
Organism: Angiostrongylus costaricensis
Lineage: Eukaryota; Metazoa; Nematoda; Chromadorea; Rhabditida; Metastrongylidae
Source: the annotation of a GenBank genome assembly
CUGUCAGGUGCAGGCGACACUGCUGAUCAAUCCGUGAUUUCGUUAGCCGAUUCCGCAAGCAAUUUUGAUGAGCAUGUUGGCGAAGAGUUUGAUGAAAUCGAGACCGUCGAGACUGAAAAUGGCCAAGCACUUGACCUUCAAAGCAGAAUAUUCAAUGGUUGGAUGUUUGAUCGCAAACGACCGCAGAAUUUGGAAAUACCUAAGGAUACAGUGACAGUUUUGAAAUACCCGAAAAGUUUAAUGAUUCCCGCCUGUCCUGAAGGAAUCAACCAAUUGAGUUGGAAGAAGGCAUUUGAAGAGGCUACAGUUUAUCUUAUUGGGACCGCCCAUUUCAGUAAGGAGUCACAAGAAGAUGUUAUGAGAACUAUCGCUGCUACUCAGCCAGACUUAGUUAUGGUGGAAUUGUGUCCAAGCAGAAUAUCUAUUUUAUCAAUGGAUGAGCAAACUUUAUUGAGAGAAGCUAGCGAGCUAAACACGCAGAAAAUACUGACAACAAUCAAACAGAGUGGGGUCGUGCAAGGGAUAUUGCAUGUAUUGCUACUCUCCAUGUCGGCUCACAUUACGAGGGAGUUAUCCAUGGCCCCAGGUGGUGAAUUUCGCGCUGCGCACAAGGCGGCUAUGCAGACACAGCUCUGUCGUCUCGUAUUAGGGGACCGACCCAUUCAAAUUACUCUUCAACGCGCCCUAGGAUCGCUCAACUUUUGGCAGAAAAUCAAGUUCUUCUGGCACAUUGCAAUGUCCCAUGGUGCAUCAAUAACACAUGAAGAGAUUUUUGUGGACGAACGUGAUGCAUAUAUGACUCAUGCCCUUCAUUCCCUACUUCAGAAGAAUACCUUUGAAAAACGGGUAUCUUGGGAGCGGAUUGAGGCUGAAUGGCAACCUCUUAUAGUUGUAGCUGUUGUUGGAAUUGGCCAUACUCCAGGAAUUGUCGCUCACUGGAACAAUCCUGUGGAUAUUUCUCCUCUUUUACACAUACCACCACCAUCUAUGUCGGCAAAAGUGGGUACUACCAGUGCUACUAAUUACUUAUCAUCUUGUGAGAGAAGUUUUAUUCUAGUCAAAUAUUUGAAUACUUGGACGAUCCAUCCUCGCUGUUGUUCGGGCCCCAGCACGUUUUCCACUUUUUUGGGGUUUUGCAGGUUUCGCCAUAGUUUUCCUGGAGUUCCGAGGUCAGUUUGGGCAAAAUCUGCCUCAGGUCGUCACCACUACAUGCAGUUGCCGUACUUGUGGAUCAGAGAGAGAUUUGACCCCAUGCGACUAAUUUGA